Micromonas commoda is the source of this 2103-nucleotide messenger RNA. Its product is annotated as SNF2 super family. Lineage: Eukaryota; Viridiplantae; Chlorophyta; Mamiellophyceae; Mamiellales; Mamiellaceae. Gene Ontology annotation, cellular component: nuclear replication fork. The transcript is spliced from 2 exons. The record is from RefSeq and is a predicted model, not a curated record. Bases 1 to 2103 code for a protein of 700 amino acids. Gene Ontology annotation, molecular function: ATP-dependent chromatin remodeler activity; ATP binding. Gene Ontology annotation, biological process: replication fork processing; DNA repair.
AUGCCCCUCCAGCCCGUCAACCAAGGCCAGGCGCCGAGUGGGCACCGCCUCGGUCAACCUCAUGAGCAGAUCCCGCAUCACCAUCACGCCAGCCACCGCCCCCGCGACCCGCGUCCGCCGGUCCCGAUCGACCGCGACAACUACCACCGCGUUCAGCCCGGUCCCCCCGUGCCCCAACCCCGCCGGCUCACCGUCGAACUGAUCCUCGAGAAGCACGGCGGGCGCGUCGCCGUGGUUUGCCGUCAGGGCUACGACGAAGCUGUCGCCGCCGUCUGCCGAUCCAUCCCGGGCGCCUCGUACGACGGCAAUGCGUACCCGCGGCGAUGGACCGUGCCCGAGAGCGCCGUCACCGACGUCUCCCGCGCGCUCAAGUCCGCGCGGGACGUCACGGUCGAGGUGAUCGCGCCGGUGCCGAUGGUCCUUCGAGCGCUCGCGAACAUGACCCCGCUGGAGCGCGCGGUGGAGAGGGCGUACGCGCGCGUCCCGGAGUCGCUCCGAACGCGGAUGUUCCCGUUCCAAAUCGAGGGCGUCAAGUACGGCUUAUCUCGCGGCGGCAGGGUGCUCAUCGGCGAUCAGAUGGGUCUGGGCAAGACGGUGCAGGCGCUCGCGCUCAUCUCCUGCUACCGAGAGGAGUGGCCGUGUCUGAUUUUGGUGCCCACGUCGUUGAGGGACGCGUGGCACGAGGCGCUGCGUCGGUGGCUCGACGUCCGACCCGGCCUCAUCGCGUCGGUGGGCUCGGGCGCCGAGGCGCAUAAGAUCAACGCCGCGACGUUCGCCAUCGUGCCGUACUCGCUCGUGGGGAAGAUGCAGGGCAAACUGGCGGCGAGGAACUUCCAGGUUGUCGUGUGCGACGAGUCGCACUUCAUCAAGGACGCCAAGGCGCAGCGGACCAAGGCGGUGGUCCCGUUGCUCAAAGCCGCGAGGCGAGCCAUCUGCCUCACGGGCACCCCGGCGCUGAGCAGACCGGUGGAGCUGUACUCUCAGGUGGAGGCGCUCCGGCCGAACGUCUUCACCAAGUUCACGGAGUUUGCGCAGAGGUACUGUUCGGGGUCGAGGUUCGGAUGGCAGGGGUGCGAGAACCCGGACGAGCUCUACGCGAUAAUUUCGCGGCUCGUCAUGGUGCGCAGGCUCAAGCGCGAUGUUUUGACGCAGCUCCCGCCCAAGCGAAGGGAGCAGGUGUACAUAGCGCUGGAUAAGAAAACCGAGGCGUACAGGGAGAUGAAGGCGGUCCAGGAGCAGCUGCAGCGGCUGAGGGACCACGCCAAGGACAACGGGCUCCUGCUGGGCGCCGGCGGCGACGGCAAGAUGAACGUCGAGGAGAAGCGUUUGAUGAACGCGUAUUACGUGGCGAGCGCAAAGGCGAAGGCGACUUCGGUGCAGGAUUACCUGGAGACUCUGCUGGACGGCAGCGGCGCGGGGGAUAAGUUCCUGUUCUUCGCGCACCACAAGGAGCUCCUGGACGCGGCGAGCACCGUCCUGCGCAAGCGAAAGACGCAGUUUAUUCGCAUCGACGGAACGACGCCCACGACCGAGCGCGGCGGUUUGGUGCAGCAGUUUCAAACCGUGGACGCCAUCAAGGUUGCGGUUUUAUCGAUCAAGGCUGCCGGCAUGGGCCUCACGCUGACCGCGGCGUCCACCGUGGUGUUCGGCGAGCUGUCGUGGACCCCGGGCGACAUCGUGCAGGCGGAGGACAGGGCGCACAGGAUCGGCCAGGCUUCGUCGGUGCUCGUGCAGUUUCUUCACGCGAAAAAUUCCGUCGACGACGUGAUGUGGGGCAGCGUGCAGAACAAGCUGGAGAACCUGGGACAGGUGCUCGACGGCCAUAUGGGGGACCACCUGGAGAUUCACGACGAUCAGACGCACAGGGCAAAGUACAGGCCGCCGGCAGGGCCGGACAGGAGCCCCGGGGGCGGGCCGUUGCGAACGCAAACAAACUUUCCGAACUUAUUUGGCGCAAACGGUUUGGCGCAACGGACGCAAGGGACGCUGGAUCGCUUCGUCGCGAGGUCCGGGUCACAGGACACGGGUUCGGCGGAGCUCAAGCGCGGCGGUGGGCGGGAACGGGAGGGGAACGAGGACGCCGGCAAGCGUCCGAGGCUUUGA